UUCACGUCCAUCAAACAACUCUUCUCGAUCUCUACAUCUCUCCAGCUCUCUGCAUAUAUAUGCUUCUAAACUAGCUAGCGAAUUAUUAAGCAAACACCCAAAAGAAACUUUGAAAAAUGGAUCAGUUGCCGAAAUGUGAAGCCAAUUAUACCCCUCUCACCCCUAUAACUUUCUUAAAGAGAGCCUCUGCUUUCUAUGCCAACCGCACCUCCAUCAUAUAUGAGGCUACCCGCUUCACGUGGGGGCAAACAUACGAGCGUUGUCGCCGGCUUGCUUCCUCUCUCCGUGCUCUCAACAUAGUCAAGAACGACGUUGUGUCUGUGUUGGCUCCCAACGUUCCAGCCAUGUAUGAGAUGCAUUUUGCAGUGCCUAUGGCUGGGGCUGUGCUUAACACUAUCAAUUCCCGGCUCGAUGCUAAAAACGUAGCCACCAUUCUCCGGCACUCUGAAGCUAAGGUGUUCUUUGUGGACUACCAAUAUGUCCAGGUGGCAGGCGAGGCUCUCCGGAUACUCGUGGGUGACUCGAAGGUACCCGAGUCGUCCAUUCCUUUGGUGAUUGUCAUCGAUGACAUUGACUCCCCCACCGGCGUCCGGCUAGGGGAGUUGGAGUACGAGCAACUCGUCCACAAGGGCAAUCCGAAGUACGUUCAUGCUGAGCUGGAGGACGAGUGGGAUCCGAUUGCUUUGAAUUACACGUCAGGAACCACGUCAGCGCCCAAAGGAGUUGCUUACAGCCACAGAGGUGCGUACCUUAGCACGCUUAGCUUAAUUCUCGGAUGGGAAAUGGGAGGCGAGCCGGUGUACCUGUGGACGCUUCCCAUGUUCCAUUGCAACGGGUGGACCUUCACGUGGGGCAUCGCGGCACGUGGCGGAACCAACGUGUGCCUCCGCAACACCACGGCCACCGACAUCUACAGGAGCAUUGCUAUGCACAAGGUCACCCACAUGUGCUGCGCGCCCAUCGUCUUCAACAUCCUCCUUCAGGCAGAGCCGAACGAGAUAACGUUAACAUCUCCGGUCCAAAUACUCACCGGAGGAGCACCCCCGCCGGCUGCGCUGCUUGAAAAGAUCGAGCCGCUGGGAUUCCACAUCACGCAUGCUUAUGGCCUCACCGAGGCCACCGGGCCGGCGCUCGUGUGCGAGUGGCAGAGGAAGUGGAACCAAUUGCCGCGCGACGAUCAGGCGAAGCUCAAGGCACGUCAAGGGAUUAGCAUACUGACGCUGGACGACGUGGAUGUAAAGGAUUUGAAAACAAUGGCGAGUGUGCCCCACGAUGGGAAAACUCUGGGGGAGAUAGUCCUACGAGGGAGCAGCAUCAUGAAGGGUUACUUCAAGGACCGAAAGGCCACGUCGGAAGCUUUCAAGGAUGGGUGGUUCGUAACAGGUGAUGUCGGCGUUGUUCAUCCAGAUGGGUAUUUGGAAAUAAAGGACAGGUCCAAGGACGUCAUCAUAUCCGGCGGCGAAAACAUCAGCAGCGUAGAAGUGGAGUCGGCGCUGUAUAAGCAUCCGAGAGUUCUGGAAGCGGCGGUGGUGGCAAUGCCGCACCCUCACUGGGGAGAGAGCCCCUGCGCCUUUGUCGCCAUCAGGAACAACUCGGCAGGUAAAACGGAGGACUUGAGAGAGGCAGAGAUCAUCUCCCAUUGCAGGAAAAAUCUUCCCCAUUUCAUGGUUCCGAAGAAGGUGGUGGUCCUGCCGGAGCUGCCAAAGAACUCAACGGGAAAGAUUCUGAAAAAUGAACUGAGAGCAAAAGCAAAAGAGCUUCUUGUCUCCGUGAAUCUUUCCAACAAGUCCAGCAAUGUCAAUCCACAACCAAUUCCUCCAUUUGGCGAGCAGAAUCUGCAGGCCUUUUCCCGUCUCUGAGAGUUUUUUUUACUAAACUCGGAAUAAAAAAACGUGUACAGUGUGCUUGCUUCUCUAAAUAUAAUGUAUUAUUUGUUUUGCUAUAA
Molecule: messenger RNA, 1945 nt
Organism: Alnus glutinosa
Lineage: Eukaryota; Viridiplantae; Streptophyta; Magnoliopsida; Fagales; Betulaceae
Product: trans-cinnamate:CoA ligase, peroxisomal-like
Exons: 2
Coding region: 117-1859 (580 amino acids)
Source: RefSeq, a predicted model, not a curated record